GUUACUUUAAGCGGCUAAUUCAAAAUGUUGCGCGAUAUGACCUUGUGACCAACAGUGAAUGAUUUGAAUUUACGCGUGAUCCUGCGAAUUCUCAAAGUCUAAUGACUUUUAGAUGGUGUAACACUAGGUGUGUGCGAAAAAGGUGGCUCGCGAAAUCAAAUGUAUUACAUAUUCCCAGUGUAAAACUAAGUUUAUCAUGCAGUCGGAUGGGACCAUUUUGGGGCCAGUUAGUUCCAGAAAACAAAGCAUUCUAUUCGGGGAGAUGGGAACCUUCCUUGUCUGGAAAAACGUUUUCGGUUGUGAAUCCGGCUACAGGUGAACAUUUAGGUUUGGUUCCAGCUUGUUCAAAGAAUGAAUGUGAGAUUAGCGUCCAUGUAGCUUCAGUCAGUCAAAAAGAAUGGAAAUCGAAAACGCCGGGGGAACGAUCGUCAGUUAUACGUAAAUGGGCAGACACUAUUCGACAGAAUGUUGACUCAUUGACGGAUCUUAUUGUAGCUGAAAAUGGGAAAUCGUCAUUCGAUGCACGUAAUGAAGUUCUGUCAGGUGUUUCCGCUCUGGAAUGGUAUGCUGAAGAAGCUAAACGUGUUUUUGGUCUUUAUAUUCCAUCACUAAGCUCUCAUUCACGGCGUCAGCUAAUUGCUCAACAACCAAUUGGCGUUGUUGGUGUAAUUACUCCGUGGAAUUUUCCACUUUCUAUGGUAACACGAAAAGUUGGUGCUGCUUUGGCUUCAGGAUGCUCUGUAAUUAUUAAACCAGCUGAAGAUACUCCAUUAACAUCAUUGGCUAUUACUUAUCUUGGUAUUGAAAAAGCAGGAAUACCUCCAGGUGUUUUGAAUGUAAUCACAGCCGCAGUUGAUGACAAUGGAGCAGAAGAAAUCGGAAAUGUAUUAUGUACUCAUCCCAUUGUUCGUUUAAUUGGAUUUACUGGCUCUACAGAAGUGGGAACGAUGCUUUACGCCAAAGCUGCUAAUUAUGGUAAACGCGUUCUUUUGGAAAUGGGCGGUAAUGCUCCGUUUAUUAUUUUUGAUUCUGCGAAUAUUGAGAAAGCCGUUACUGGCGCAGUAGGAUGCAAAUUUCGUUGUUCUGGACAAACUUGUAUAUCAGCAAAUCGUAUUUUUGUUCAUGAUGAAAUACAUGACGUAUUUGUUAACAAACUAACUGAGGCUGUUUCUCGUCUUCACAUGGGUAACGGUGCUAAUCCGAAUACCAAUUUAGGUCCAGUUAUCAAUGAAAAGGCUUUAACUAAGAUUGAAAAAUUAGUUAAUCUAGCUGUAGAACAUGGUGCACAUCCAUUAAUUGGUGGCCAUAGUAGAUUAAAGGGUAAAAAUUCAUUUGGAUUUGAUUACUCCAAUGGUUAUUUUUAUCCGGCAACUGUUCUGUCGAAUUGUCACACAAAAAUGGCAUGUAUGGAAGAGGAGGUUUUCGGUCCUGUUGCUUCAGUUUGCAGAUUCAAGAAUGAGGAAGAAUUGAUUGAAUUAGCUAAUGCAACCCCAUAUGGUUUAGCUGGUUACAUUUACACUGAGAAUAUUAAUCAAGCUUGGCGAAUUGCAGAUGAAUUACAAGUUGGAAUGGUUGGUUUAAAUACAGGAUUUGUAAGUACUAUUGAAUUACCAUUUGGUGGAAUAAAAAACUCCGGGAUUGGACGUGAAGGUGGACCAAAUGCUUUACAUGAAUUUAUGGAUAUUAAAACAAUCACUUGGGAUACAUCAAAUAAUUGAAAAGUUUAUUCAAUUUUUUUAUAUUUUCUUUUAUAUUGCCCAAUUCGUCCUCUCUUUUCAAUGUAAUUAAUUUUGAUAGUCUUAGUUGUGUUCUCCAAAGUCUAAUAAUACAGCACUGUUAAAUUUUUAAUCUUUUCUUCUAAGCUGCACAAAUUUUCACCAUAAUAGAAUUACUUGAUGUUUCAAUUGUUCUCUAUCCGUUAUUUAUUCAAACUAUCCGUUUGUUCUUACUUUCCAUUCGUGUUCAUUUAAUACAGUUAGAAAAACAAAUUAUUUUUAUAUAUUAAUUAAUUUGGCGAGACUAUAAUAUAUGGACGACGACCUUGGCACCGUGACCUUGAAAUCUCUCAAACGCUUCUGAUUGACUCGUCCAUAAAUUACAGUCUCGCCAUUAAUUUUUGUUAGGGCUUUGGAAAAAUCACAUUGUUUCUUUUCAAAUACUCAUUUCAGUAAAUGAAAUCUGUUAGUUUCUUAAUACGAUGAAAUAAUUUAAUGAAAUUUAUCUGUUUACGACUAUUAAUGGUUAUCUUUAAAUUAUACUAUGUACAGAUUUUAGGAUUCAGUUUACUUAGUCUUCAUUUCAUUUAAAUUUAAUGUUUAAAUAUAUUAUUGUUGGGUAUUAAUGAUAAUAUGUAAAAUAUUGACAAAUGUUUAUGUGAUACAUUUAGUUGAUUUGAUAAAUUUGAUGUUUGAUUAUAUUUCCUUAUAAAAGUUUAGACCAGUUUGUUGAGUGAAACGAUGAAUUUACUUCAAGUUCAAUUAUAACAUUAGUCUUAUAUUCCCUGAUGUUAAAUCUUAAUUCUGUCGUCCAAAAUGAAAAGAGCUAACAUGCUCAUAUACACGCUUCUUAUAUACGGUAUCAAUCUGCUACUCGAAUGAGGGAACCAAUUUAAUGUAGAUAUGGCGAUGUAGGUGAUGAUUGUGUAGUUGCUAUCAACCUACAUCAAAAUUAAUUCCCUAAACUAUUAGUGUGAAGUUGUUACCAAGUGGAGUCUAAGAAGUUGCGAACAAAGCGUUAGUUUAUUGAUAUGAUACUGAAUAAAAAAUGCUUUAUACAAGAAAUUGAGUCAAGGCGAAAAAAAUCACUGAUCAGAUUCCGGUUGUAUUAUCUAAAGUAUCAUGCUUCCUGUAAUACCUUGUGAGUCGGUAUUCAACUCCCUGUGGUUCUCCUGUUUGGACAUAAUUGAUAUGUGAAACAGCUGACAAGUGUCUCAUCGUUUUCCAAUUACUCGAAUAACGCCAGUUCUUAAGGAAAUAAUAAAUAAUAUUGUAGCUCAAUGAGAUUUUGGAGGUGUUGUGUUCUCCGGAUUGGAUAGUUCAAUUGUGAAGCUUUCAUUAUUCUUCUGAACAACAUCAACAUGUACUUUAGAAUAAUGAAUUUAUUUGGUUUUCUGUAUUGGUAAUUGUUAAAAUGAUGCAUGUUUCACGUAUACCAAACAAUGGGUGGAUUGUAUAACACCACUUUAUUAUGGUAACAAACUUUUUACUAAGUCCCAUUAGAUUGUUUAUUCUACAAUGAGCUGUAUAUUUAUUUGUAAAAGAAUAAAAAAUUAGUUUAUGAA
Messenger RNA from Schistosoma mattheei, 3280 nucleotides. The record is from the annotation of a GenBank genome assembly. NCBI's taxonomy places the organism in Eukaryota, Metazoa, Platyhelminthes, Trematoda, Strigeidida, Schistosomatidae.